CGUCCACUGCCUGUCUGUCUGUCUGUCCGUCCCCGUCCACUGCCUCUAUCCGUCCCCGUCCACUGCCUCUAUCCGUCUGUCCCCGUGCACUGCCUCUGUCUGUCCCCGUCCACUGCCUCUGUCUGUCUGUCCCCGCCCACUGCCUCUUUCUAUCCCCGUCCACAUCUAUCUAUCUAUCUAUCCAUCCCCAGCCACCCCCUCUGUCUGUCUAUCUCUUUAUGCAAAAAAAGCCUAGUCUGGAAGGGGGCUAUUUUUGGCCACACCAUAUUUUUCUGGAUUUUGACCUUUGCCAACUAGUUUUUGGAUGUUGUGACUCUUGGUUCCGGUGUCGUUUGCCAUCUGGCCGGCUCAGCGCCUGCGUGAUUCGGGGCAUGGUGCAAACCUCUGGGAUUGGGGGAGAUGCCGAAGCAAAUGACUGGGUUUGAAUGUUGAGGUUGUGGGGGGCGUAUCUCAAUUUUCUUGGAAGUUGCAAAAAAAAUUAACUGUGUGUGUGAGAGAGAGCAACUUUUUCUGCACUUUAAAGUUGGCACAGUUUUUUCUGUGGAUUAAAAGAAUUCUGGAUUUCUGCAUUUGCCUAACUUCUGGAAUGUUUGAUGCAUUCAUUAGCAAAAUUUCUCAGCAGUUUCCACCGCAAGAUAAUGAUUUUUUCUAGCUUUGGGUAGACAGUUUGCAACAUUUCUGGAGUUGUGAACAUGCACCGUUUCUGUGGAAGGAGAUUCAGGAUAUAAGGACGUGGUUUUGAUGAUGUUUCUGGAUUUUUUUGAGAGUUAAGAUUAUUUUUUUCUUUCAUUGUGGGGAAAAAGAUUUGCAGGGAGUCUGUGAUUUUUCUGGAGAUUUGAACUUGUUAAAAAACUGGCUUUGGGGGACAUUUUGCAACAUUGCUGGAUCUUGGAAUGUGCAAAAAAAGGUGUAUUUUGAGGGAAAUUUCAUGGCAUUCCUGGAUAUCUGAACUUGCAAAAAAAAAAAAAGGGGGAAAUUUUGAGCUCACUGAAAAAUCAUCUUGAUUUGGGGACGUUUGCAAAAACGGCUGUUGACGUUUGCAAGAAUUCUGGAGUUUGGAAUGAGGCCACAUUUCUGGCUCCUUCAGCUCACAAAAAUGGUCUAGAUUUGGGGGAAAGGUCGGAAGAUUUCUACACGGUUGCAAGAUUGUUUUGCAAAUAUUGUCUGGAUUUUUCAGUGGCAAGAUUACGCAAAGGUUUGCAAACUUUCCUUGAUUGCCGGGGCCGCUCUUGGCUACUGUGAGCUUUGCGGAGGACCCUCUGGAAAUGCCUGCCCUUUGCUUUCUGGUUGCAACGCAGUCCUGUUCUUGCAAAAUCGGAUUCUGUCCUAACUUGUUGAACCCCCUUGCGUGCCUCGCUCCACGCGCCAUGAAAGCAGCCAGGCCUGUCUGCAUGUGCCUGCGCUCGCUGGAUGUAUUUUGCUGACCAAAGAAGCUGUUUGCAGAGCAGAAAAGACUCCUCGAGUCUCCGGAAAAUGACUGGGAUUCUGUUCUUCUGCGGCUGGACUUUGUGAAAAGAGUCGGGUUCGGAUCCGAGGGGAAACUCAACGGAUUUGCUGAGUUGGCUGGAAACUACAUAGGCCAAAAAUAUUGGGCCUGGUUGGUUGGUCUCCAAAGCUCAUGGAAGAAAGAAUGAGGGAACUCUAAGGAACUGGGACACUUUUGAAUGAACUUUGACAAAAGUUUACAAGAAAAUUGUGAUUCUCUCUCUCUCUCUCUCUCUCUCUCUCUCUCUCUCUCCAUCCCCAUAUCCCCCCCGCCCCCCACAUCCACAGCAGUAAACUCCAACAUCCUUUAAUCUAGGCCUUAAUUUACACUUCAGAGGAAGCCGGGAUUGUGCCUGUUCAUUUCACUCUUUUCUUCAUUAUUCACCCCCUUUCUUUACCAUUUCCCAAGUUCUGUCCCUUGGCUUUCUCCUCCCGCCCCACCUCCCUCCUCUCCUUCCUUCCGCUCUCUGCCCACACCAGACCCCUCCCCAGAGGAACCAUGUCUGCUCAGCUGGCCCGAGCGCUGUUCGACAACGUGGCCGAGUGCCCGGAGGAGCUCUCCUUCCGCCGCGGGGACCUGAUGCUGGUGCUGCAGCCCGAGGUGCCCGGCCUGGCCGGCUGGCACCUCUGCUCGCUGCACGGGCAGCAGGGCAUCGUCCCAGCCAACCGCGUCCGCGUCCUGCCCGAGCCGGGGCCCCCCAACCUCUCGCCGGCGCCCCGCAAGGAGAGCGCGCCAGCUGCCCUCUACCACCCGCCCCAGGGCCAGAGGAGCAGCAGCGCAGGGCAGGAGGAGGAGCAGCAGGAGGUGUAUGUGGUGCCCCCACCCACCCGGCCAUGCCCAACCCCCUGUGAUGAUAUCUACAAGGUGCCCCGUGCCACCCGGAGAGACAGGGACCCCAGCGAGGUCUACGAUGUCCCCGGCUCCCUCCUGCGGGACGCCCCCCUCUCCGACACCUAUGACACCCCCUCGCCCUUCCCCAAGCAGGCGGCAGAGCUGGACGCUGACCCCUACAAUGUGCCCCCCCCGGCCAAGCCGCCCCCGGUCCAGGAGGAGGAGGAGGGACGGGAGGAAGAAGCAGCCCCCGUCUACGCCGCCCCCUCCAACCUGCGCCGGGCGUCCGCCCUGCUCAACCUGUACGAGUCGCCGGAGGAGCUGCUAGGGGGGGAGUACGACCUGCCGGGGCCCCCCGCACCGGAGGCGGCCCUGGGGGGGCUGAGCCUGGGCGAGGGGCCGGACGAGGGGGCGGGGGAUGGGCACAGCGAAUACGAGGGGAUCCGACUGGCGGAGGAAUACGACUACGUCCACCUCAAGGGGACAGACAGGCUCCAGCCCCCGGCUACAGACUGUGACCCCCCAGAGGAGGCAACCAGCCCCAGACCCCAACCAGAGACCCCUCUUUUGCUGGAGGAGGAGGAGGUGCCGCCCAGCGCCGAGGAUGCCCAGCUGCUGCAGUUCUAUGCGGGCCAGUGCCGGACACACUACGCCACCCUCCUGGCAGCCACGGAGGCCCUGCUGGCCAGCGCCGGGGCCAACCAGCCGCCGGGCGUCUUCGUGCCGCAUGGGCGCUUCGUGCUGGUCACGGCACACAAGCUGGUCUUCGUGGGCGACACGCUGGCGCGCCAGGCGGCCUCGGCCCCCGUGCGGGCCCGGGUGGGGGCAGCCGCCGGCGCCCUGUGCCAGGCCCUCAAGGGGGCUGUGCUGUCGGUCAAGGCGGCGGCGCUGAGCUACCCCUCCGCCCCUGCCGCCCGCCUGCUCCAGGAGCGCCUGGCCGAGCUCUCCCGGCGGGCGCAGGCCUUCACCGGCCUGCUCAGCACCCUGGCCCCCUCCUGACCCGCAUCCAAUGGCCCAUUGCAAUCCCUGACACCGUGUGCCCCGGCCUUGACCUUUGCCCUCUGCGACCCCCGUUACCUCCACUCUUGACCCCACCCAAGGGCUUCCCCUCCUGGCCUGCCCCCCAACCAAAAAGCCCCUUGACCUGUGACCUCUGCCCCCAGUCCAGGUCCUGCCCCGCAAAGCCCUGACCCUCUUCACAGGGGGGAAUCUUCGUAUUAUUUAUAUUUCAGGGUCUGGACUCAUGGAGGGUGGAUGGGUCACCCCCCAACCCUGGGGGCCCCAAAGUUGCUGGGGGGGGGUCAGAGCAAUGCCAAAGACUUGACUGCGGUUGGGCAGCAGCAGAGGAAUCCCCCCACACACACCUGGAGACGGGGCGCAUUAGCGGGGGGGGGGUCAGCCAACACCAGCAUGGAGCAGAGGCUCAUGGGAGAAUGGCCAAGGCAAGAGGGAGCAGAGGAGUCUGGGUAAAGCCCAGCAAAGGGGAUGGGCCCCCUCGGCAGCCCGAACUGCUAAGAACCGAUGAGUCCCCAGCCCCUGGCACCUCCCUUGGCAGCUUUGCUGGGGCCCCUCCCGCCCGACCCGCACCCCCUCACCAGGAGCCCACAGGUGACCUGCUCUC
Mauremys reevesii (Reeves's turtle) is the source of this 3938-nucleotide messenger RNA. It is a transcript of the gene EFS, whose product is annotated as embryonal Fyn-associated substrate. Gene Ontology annotation, molecular function: protein binding. Gene Ontology annotation, cellular component: cytoplasm; focal adhesion; plasma membrane. Bases 1985 to 3316 code for a protein of 443 amino acids. The transcript has 7 exons. Gene Ontology annotation, biological process: cell surface receptor protein tyrosine kinase signaling pathway; cell migration. Lineage: Eukaryota; Metazoa; Chordata; Testudines; Geoemydidae. The record is from RefSeq and is a predicted model, not a curated record.